Messenger RNA from Chaetomium strumarium, 872 nucleotides. RefSeq lists its product as uncharacterized. Bases 187 to 753 code for a protein of 188 amino acids. The record is from RefSeq and is a predicted model, not a curated record. The transcript has a single exon. NCBI's taxonomy places the organism in Eukaryota, Fungi, Ascomycota, Sordariomycetes, Sordariales, Chaetomiaceae.
CACGUGUCGUUCAUCUUGAUCAGAAUCUUACGCGAAAGUGAAUUUAAGGCAUCGCAGGUUCCCUCAGGCUCUUUCUUUCUUUCUUUCUCUUUACUCUUGUUUUUGGUUCUCUUCCCCCCGUUUUUUCUCUUGGUGUUUCUAUUCUCCUUUCUCUUUCUUUUCUUUCUUUCUUACUCUCUUUCCUUUAUGGCCAAGGCAGCUUCCCUCCUGUCAGACCGUACUUGCCCAGUGGUAAGCGCCGAGUUGUAUCUUAUCCUCAUACAGUUGGCUUCCCGUGCCCUUGCGUUUGAAAGUUGUACGUAUGUCCUGCCGUGCAGCUCCAGUUGCAGGCCGCUCUUGCUGUUGGCUAGGGAAGCCCUGGUCGAUGCUUCGUGGCCUCGGAGACUACCAUUUCUAAACAAAUGGGCUUCCAGUUUGGCGUCUACAACGAGGAAAGAGCAUUCGAGAGCUGAGGCGCGGUUAUCAGAUCCAGCUCCGUCCAAGGACAGAACCACCUUAACUAAGGUACCUCGCAGGUCUGGACUGGUCCAUUAUGGCGGCCAAGCGGCAUGCGGUUGUUAUGGCCAUCGCUGCCUCAAGAGUCUUACCGGAUUCCCGCCGUGGAAAUGUCUCGCUAGUCGGUACUGGGUCGGUGAUCUAAGGUUACCUAUGCUCCGGACCCGAAGUCGGGUGGAGAUGAAGCACCUAGGAGGCCUGGAAGGAAAGGACACUUCGGGCCAAUUCCACUUCUUCGUUCCCUCAGCCGACGCUUGAACACCGAGGCACACAGCGCUGAAAUGAUGGUUGAGUUUCACUGCUUACACAACGAACUAGAUUCAUGGCGACCUACUCCUUGGUCUCUCGCUCUCCUCGGGAUGCGCGGACAACCCCUU